Messenger RNA from Cydia pomonella (codling moth), 2516 nucleotides. Its product is annotated as putative fatty acyl-CoA reductase CG5065. Bases 148 to 1671 code for a protein of 507 amino acids. The transcript is spliced from 14 exons. NCBI's taxonomy places the organism in Eukaryota, Metazoa, Arthropoda, Insecta, Lepidoptera, Tortricidae. Gene Ontology annotation, molecular function: alcohol-forming very long-chain fatty acyl-CoA reductase (NADP+) activity. The record is from RefSeq and is a predicted model, not a curated record. Gene Ontology annotation, biological process: long-chain fatty-acyl-CoA metabolic process. Gene Ontology annotation, cellular component: peroxisome.
GACCCAUCAUUAGUUUGGCCACUAACGCAGCAGUUUUGCUGACAGGCAGACAGACGGACAAUCGAAUAGUGACAGUAAGGUGUUUUGUGACCCGGAAGAGCAUUAUUGAAAGUUUGUUUUACAUAAAGGAUAAUUUUUUGAAAGGCAAUGGCCCCUUCAGUAGGCGAGUACUACGCAGGCAAGAAUGUGCUCAUCACGGGGGCUACAGGGUUCGUUGGAAAGAUCCUGGUGGAAAAGCUACUGCGCUCCUGCCCCGAGCUGAAUACCAUCUACCUUCUGCUACGCCAGAAGAAGGGAGUGUCCAGCGAAGAACGGCUGCGGGAGCUUAUCAGCAAUAAGCUUUUCAAUCCCCUGCGAGCCAAGCAACCGGAUAUCUUCAACAAACUACGUCUUGUAGCCGGAGAUAUCCUGGAAGACGAGUUGGGACUCAGUAAUGAUGAUAGACAGGAGCUGCAAAGACGCUGUCAUGUGGUGUUCCACAGUGCUGCUUGUGUGCGUUUUGACCAGAAACUCAAAGAUGCUGUAAACUUGAACACAACCGGGACUUUACGAGUCAUGAAACUUGCCGAAAAAAUGGAAAAUUUAGAGGUGUUAGUCCACAUCUCGACUGCCUACUGCCGUUGCGAGCUGGACGUACUGGAAGAAAAACUCUAUCCCGCCGUCCAUAAGCCCGCCUGGAUCAUGGACAUAGUGGACUGGAUGGAUGACAGCAUGCUGGACUAUUUGGAACCCAAACUGAUCGCUCCCGAGCCUAACACUUACGCAUACACCAAAGCCAUAACUGAAGACAUGGUCGCAGAAUAUGGCAAGAAGUUCCCCGUUGCCAUCGCGAGGCCUUCUAUUGUGGUGGCAUCCCUGAAGGAGCCGAUCCCCGGCUGGGUGGACAACUUGAAUGGACCCACGGGCUUGAUCAUUGGCAGUGGAAAAGGUGUUAUCCGCACCAUGCACUGCGAGCCCUCGUACCUAGCUGACGCCAUGCCGGUAGAUGUGGUCGUGAACGCUUGCAUCCUUCUAGCUUUUGCUACUGCCAUUGAAAGACCCCAAGAGGCCAAGUUUUUCAACGUCACGAUGUCCGGUGCGCUGCGCUGUACGUGGGGGGAGAUGAUAAGACUGGGAGAGUAUUGGGUGAACAUGUACCCACCGACCAUGGCGCUCUGGUACCCAGGCGGCUCCAUCAAGUCCUACUGGCUCUGGCACCAGUUCUGUCUGGUCACCACACAGCUGAUCCCAGCUUAUCUCAUCGAUAUGCUGUUGUUUCUGCUCGGGAAGAAGACUUUUAUGGUGAAAGUCCAGGAGAGGAUCAGCCACGGACUGGACGUGCUUCAAUACUACACCACCAAGGAAUGGCAUUUCAAGAACACUAACUUCAUUGCUCUUCGUUCUAAGGUGUCAGAGGCCGAUAACGAAACGUUCUUCACCGACGUGAGCAAGGUGGACGUGAACGACUUCCUGAAGAACUAUAUGAUCGGAGCCCGGGAGUACUGCUGUAAGGAGGACCCGAGCAAUCUGGAGCGAGCCAGGAAGCUACAUAACAUACGAUACUACGUAGACCGCGUGACUCGCUGCAUACUGAUCUUCCUGCUCUGCUGGUUCCUCUACAGCUAUGUGCAUGUGUUCACCGCGGCCAUCGAAUACCUCGACGUUUCAUUGAAGAAUAUAUCUCCGUAUUAAAAGGAAAGGGGACGACCGGUUCUCCAAACAAGCGUGGUCCCCAUUUUCCUCUCUGUAUAUUUAAUUAUUAUGAAAAAUAUUUUACUAAAUUUGAUUGUUUCGUGUGAAUGGGGCUUGGCUUGAGAAAUGUAAUUACAGUGACAGAUAGGUAGGUAAUAGGGUUGUUUCCAUCUACAAAUCUUAGGGCAGAAUUGUAUCCCAAUAAAUUCUUUUGGAUUAUAAGAACAUGUUAAACUACUUUUAGGGGACUUUGAAAUGACCAUAUUUUUGUAAAUAUUGAAUUUAAAAUAUCUUUUGGCACACCUCACGUGACCAAACUCGAAACGUCAUUGAAGAUUCUGAUGACGUCACAACUCUCGGAUUGACACUGUUGACAGUUAUGCGAUAAACAACAAAUGACAAAUGUCAGUUGAGAGUUCGUAUCUUCUACGUGUGUAUGUAGUUAUGUGUCAAACCGUAAACUGUGACGUCACACAAUUUCCAAAGAGCGUUUUGGGCGCGAAAGCAUCUGUCAAUAUAUAUUUUGUUAAUUUAACAUAUUUAAAGCCGUUUUUAGUAUAAAAGUUAAAUUUUAGGGCAACUUUUAGUUAAUAUAGAACGUAAUACAAGCGUUUCAAAAAAUUGGAAACAACCCUAUUGUUAGAGACCUAUCAUUUCUACACAUAAUUCUGCAGUAGUUAUUAUAAAUGAUUCUACGCGCGUAUUUUGUAGGCACGAACUCUUUAUUAUUUACUUGUAAUAAUAAACUUAUCUGGUAUACGUAUGCGUAUUUUCAAUAUACUCAUAAAUUAGCACAUUCACAUUCUUAUAAAUUACGUAGAGUCAGACCAAGAUAAGUUUGCAGC